Messenger RNA from Anopheles stephensi (Asian malaria mosquito), 4293 nucleotides. RefSeq lists its product as uncharacterized. Gene Ontology annotation, biological process: SCF-dependent proteasomal ubiquitin-dependent protein catabolic process. The coding region runs from base 2797 to 4155 and encodes 452 amino acids. Gene Ontology annotation, cellular component: SCF ubiquitin ligase complex. The record is from RefSeq and is a predicted model, not a curated record. NCBI's taxonomy places the organism in Eukaryota, Metazoa, Arthropoda, Insecta, Diptera, Culicidae. The transcript has 2 exons. Gene Ontology annotation, molecular function: protein binding.
GUUGUAGUGCCAAGGAAGAAAAAGAAGAAGAAGACUACCAGGUAUAUUAGUAUCUGGGGAGUGAUUGUGGCGAUCGUGCCUAGUUUUUCUUUCACCCAUUCCCAAUACUUUUUUAAUUUUAUUAGGCGGUUUUUCACGCAUUAGAAGCAAAGCUGGAUCGUCCGGCACCAAUCUCAUGACAUAACCGGGUUGUCCUGUAACACAUAUAGGGCCACAAAUUCUACCAGGCAGCUUACUCUCGAACGUGGCCAACAGGAUUUUGUCAGGUUUGGAAAGAGUCAAUGUCUCAGACUCGUAGUGCUGCGACUGUAAAUGUUUGAGUGGUGAAUUUUUCUCACGCCGUAGUAUGACCAGUUGUAUGUUGUUAUUGGCAAAUGGUAUAAAAAAGCUGCAUGAUAGCUAAGUGGUAUUAAUCAGUUUAAUAAGUUAAAUAUGUCUUGCAUGAUGUAUAAGAGCAGGUUAAGACAAGAAGAGAUAUGGAUUCCGCCAACUAUACUCCAUCAGCAUACUUUUCAAACAAAAUAACAUGAAAACAAAAAUGUUAUUCGUCAGGUUUACCAAAGGUUGCACCCUCAGCAAAACAAUUGCCCCGAAAGCUAAUCCAUUUCCUAUAGCUUCCUUUUUGGAGUUUGAUAAAACCAUCAAUUGAACGCAUCAUAUUACCCGACCCCGUCCUACGCUCGCUCGCCUCACAUUUAUGGGACGUCACAUCCCCUUUAAAUCGACAGCUGAGAUUGUAUGUAACCAAAACCAACGAUCUGCAAGCACGCUGACGGCGAAUAGCGGCACGAUAAAAAGCUAACAUUAACCAUUACGAAGCGCAUUCACAGCAACAAACCCAGCACCAGCCAAACAAGCGAGUGCGAAACAACUAAGCGGAAACGAACCUGGGUGGAGAAAGUCACCAACCAGUGAUGCUGAUGGUCGUCCAUCCAGCCGUCGAAAGCAUGGCGAACGAACGGAACGAAAGCACACGGUACAGCACAUUGUACCGUGGUAUGACCUAAAUUUUACUGCCGUUUCAUAUUGUUUGAGGAACUAGUUAGCUUUAUGGAUCAUGAUAAAAUGUUUGGUUUCGGGUACGUUUCGUCCCCGGGCCAGGAUUACCCGUAGCGCCGAUCAUUGGAAGAAUGCAUCGGAAGGCACAAUUACACGAUGGCUCGCUAUGGGCGGCCAGAAUGGCGGAAUGAAACCAUCGGUCCGGUACCCGGUAAUCGUUACCCAUCAUCGUUGAUAUCCCGAGGAUUGCUCCACACACACACACCCUGAGACAAAUAUACCGAUUGCAUGUGUAUCUUUUUCCCGCCCUGCUCCACCAUUAGGACAUAUCACGUUUUCGUUAAUGAUAAGCUUCGUUGCGGGGGCCAUUUUUUUUUUUUUUUUGUUUGUUUCCUUCUUUGGUGUACCAGAAAACUAGAAUAUAGCGGAAAAUCGGUUCCAUAUUACAUCGGCCGGUCCGACGGUGUACAUGCGCUGGUACGCAAACAACGGCACACAAUUUUAGCAUCCAUGCUGUGUUCCCGAUAGGAUCGGGACCGGUGCCUGAGAGUUGCAACCUUUUCCAGGCGCUUAAUUUAUCUCACCCUUGGCACACACUCACUUCCAGCCACAAAACUUGUCGCUCAUUACCUACUGCUUUGUCGUCGGAAAAUGGCACCACUAGUAGCUAGAAAAUCCGCCAGUAAUGGGUAGGAUUUCUUUUAAUACCGACUUUCCCCCCGGUCCACUUCAUCCGUCCGGACAACGCCAACAGCCAGCAUCGCCGGACACACGCCCGUCUUAAUGAAGUUUGUUCAAAUAUUGACCAUCUCCCUUGUUUUGCUCCAUCUUCGUGGCUGUGUGAAGCUCAAGACUAAUGUUACUUAUGUGUUGGCCAAACCAAACAAACCACGAUUGUCCACACACACACACUCGUUAUGAUGUCACCAAACGAAAGAUUUGCGCUGCGUUCAAUAGAACCUCUGCACCUUCCGCUCUGCACUUUUUGUCCGUGGGAGCAAAUGAGGAGCGAGCCUCAGCUCUGCGACAGUACGUGCGACUCCCACCAAGAGGACGCGCGCCCACAAGCGAUAAGAAACAGGCAGCACAUCGGGCGGAAAUAAGUAGUAGCCCUUUUGGGGGCUAAAUUACCGGCAUCCGGUGGGAGAGACAAUAGGUCGUUAAAUUGUCCAAUUGAGUGACAAUAAUGAUGAAGCUACUCAGGAAAACACAAACUUUUUCCCCGUUUUCAGCGUCAUCUCUUAAAGCUUUGCUGUUAGCAUCCAGCAAUCUUUCGUUAGGUAAUGAUUAAUUAAAUCAUAUACGGAGCUCAUACAAACCUGACCAUUGGGACAAAUAGUUUUUGUUGCUGCAAUAUACAUUCGAAAUGUAUGCAACCAUCUCAGACCCUCUCAGAGUGUAGCUAGGCCAAGUUUAGAAUGUUCUGCCCGUCUUCGAGACGGUAGAGACGUCAGUAUGCACAUGACAGAUACUUAGUAUCCAGCUGCGGGUAAGCUCAAGUGAAGAAAGUCUGAUCUGGUUUUUGCACUACCUGUAGCAUUUCCAUUUUCCAUCUCAAAACAAAAAAGCAAUAAUCUUUUCGACAGAAACCUUCAUCUAGCAAUCAUUGGCUGUACCAUGUCUGAUUGAAGAACAAACAAAGAAUGGCAAAGUAGGCUAUGACUUAAACGUCAUGACGUCAUGUUACAUCACGACACGUCAUGAAGUUGGCCCAUUGCUCGUGAAACCGUGUAGUUCUGCACAUCGCAAAUCGCCUCCAAUAUCUCGGUCCUCUAUUGCUGCGGUACAACUUACGCCAUGGAAAAGGAGGAAACCAUUUCUCCAAUUCAGCAGCUCCCGUACGAGGUGCUCUGUAAAAUCUUUGACUUCCUCGACAUAAACAGCGUGAAGCAGUGUUCUCGUACAUGCCGGCGUUGGCAAGAAACCAUUUUUUCCGACUAUUACAUCAAACGGUUCAAGAUGUCCAUAAGCCUUCCGCUAUGCCGCAACGAGGAGAUGCAAACUUUGAAGCAAUCCAAUCGUUUGUAUUGUAAUGUAAAUCUUAGGCUAUGUUCCAGCACAGCUCCUUGCGUCAACGGUGCCAUUUUCAACGGGAUCUAUACAAUCUUUUGCUAUCCGAAGCUAGAGCAGUUGGUGACAUUGAAAGUAGCUAUUCCGACGGUUCAGCAUAAUGCUAAACGCAUGCUAACGGAUGCCAUCAAACAUAUGAAGCACCUUCGAGAACUGCACAUUGAUUCUUCCACCGGCUCUUUAAUAGAGAGCAAUCAGAUGGAUAGGAUUCAAAUUCUUAGCCAGUCGAUCCAGUCGCUAGUGGCGCAAGCGAUACUGCCAACAAUUGUGAAAGCUCCGAAGCUGACUUCAUUGCGCGUAGUGAUCUACACCCACCAAACUGUGCCCGUUCACAACGAAAAAAUGUUCUACUCGUGCCGGUUGCCGAACCUGCAGGACCUAGAGCUUGAAAAAAAAUCGAACGGGAGCUUUGCUAGCCGGCUCAACGUGAAUCACGUCUUAACGUUCUUUAGCAAUCUCAAGUCGCUGCAAACAUUGAGGCUGAAAAAUGAACGCACUUGUGGCUACUUGUUCAAAGCAAUCUGCGAACACUGCAUUAACCUGAAGGAGCUGUUCGUAGCGUCGUUACACAUCGUCGAAACCUCGACAUUGCGUAAUCUUUCAAACCUUGCUAACCUUCGCCAUCUUACAUUCGAGCACAUCGAAUGCCUUGAACCCGUGCCAUUUCGAGCCGUCCAGCUACCUAAUCUAGAAUCGCUAGCAAUAGGCUCUUUCCCAAUACUUCCGGAAACACUGUCAGCGUUCAGAUGUGCAACGAAAAUAACUAUGCUGGGGAAAAAUAUGACGCCGGAUUUGAUCACGGCCAUUGCUACCAAUAUGCCGAAUCUGAAGCAUAUUGGACUCAAACAUUUUUCUGCCGCUACAUUACAGUUAUUGCAUCUAUUCGUCGUUGCAGAAGUGCUCACUGUAGAAUUUUCCAUAUCAUUAUUAGUCUACUCCCGAGGCACUGUAGCAAACAUCAAAGAAAUCCAUAGUUUAAUUACAGAAACACCAAAAGCUUCAGAUAUUGAACACUUACGUUCACAGUUUCCCAAACUGAAAUUAUUGAAGGUGGGAACAAUGUUUGAAAAAAGCUUUCAAAACUGAUUACAUGUCGUUGAAAAACGUACAGAUUAUCUAUUAGUAUGCGGUAACAUAUGAUCUUAUGUGUCAAGUCCUCGGAAAAUAAUGUAUUAUUUAGGGGUGAUGGAAAUUCAAUAAAUAAUAUGCAAUAAUACAAUAAAA